Molecule: messenger RNA, 3399 nt
Organism: Trichobilharzia szidati
Lineage: Eukaryota; Metazoa; Platyhelminthes; Trematoda; Strigeidida; Schistosomatidae
Source: the annotation of a GenBank genome assembly
GUUCAUUCCUCGAAGGUCAUUUGGGUAGUGCAUUUUAAACGGCAUGUCUUCAGAGUUUGGGUUUGACCUAGAUGAGGUCGCUGCAGCUUUUCAUCCGAAGGAGACGACAUCUGAGACAACAGCUGAACGUACCGAGGCUUUGCAGUCUGAUGAAUUCAAGGAGCGGAGAAAGAAAGCUGAGGAGUCACUCAAGCCGUUAUUGAAUGAAAUUGGGGAACAAGGCUCAGGGACUAGUAGUAGUACUUCUUUGAAACAACCAAAAUUGCUUGUCGGUGGUGUCCUCGACUUGAAUGCGCCUAGAAUCAAAAUAUACAAGGUCAAUUCACCAGCAUCGUGUAAACAUGAGGUGGCUGUUCCUGCAGGUGUAGAGUAUAAACCAUUGACCAAAGCUACUGGUCAACCAGCAAAAACCUACCCCUUCACUCUGGAUGCAUUUCAACAGCAAGCUAUCACUUGCAUUGAUAAUAAUCAGUCGGUACUGCUGUCAGCGCAUACUUCUGCUGGGAAGACAGUUGUGGCGGAGUAUGCGAUAGCAACUGCCUUACGUGAAAAGCAACGUGUCAUUUAUACUACCCCCAUUAAAGCACUCAGCAAUCAAAAGUACCGAGAAUUUUUUGAAGCUUUUCCAGAAGUUGGAUUGUUAACCGGGGAUGCUUCAAUCAAUCCUAGUGCUAGUGUAUUGAUUAUGACAACGGAAAUCCUUCAAUCGAUGUUGUACAAAGGUGCUUCAAUGAUGCGAGAAGUUGGCUGGGUUAUAUUCGAUGAAAUCCAUUAUAUGCGUGAUCCUGAACGUGGAGUUGUCUGGGAAGAGACUAUAGUACUUCUACCGGAUAAUGUUCGUUUUGUCUUUCUUAGCGCCACAAUUCCUAAUGCUCGACAGUUUGCCGAGUGGAUCGCGCAUCUUCAUCAUCAACCAUGUCAUGUUGUUUCUUCUGAAUAUCGUCCUGUACCUUUACGUCAUUAUUUGUAUCCUGCUGGCAGUGAAGGCCUAUUUCUUGUAUUAGAUGAGGGGAAAUACAUCGAAGAAAACUUUGAAAGAGCAAUGCGCUCAUUCACAACAUCUGAACCAUCAACAAGCAGUGGUAAAAGAGGUCGCGAACAAAAUGCACGCUCCGGGAACGAUGUGAUUCAAAUAGUUCAGCUGGUGAAACAUCGCAGUCUAGAACCGAUUAUUGUAUUUAGUUUCAGUAAAAAAGAAUGCGAAAUCUAUGCCCUACAACUAGCUGAAUUCGAUUUCACUACUGAUGCUGAGAAGGAAAUCACAGAAGAGGUAUUUCGCAAUGCUACAGAUGGUCUUUCACCGGAAGAUCGUGCAUUACCACAAGUGGAAAGUAUCCUACCCUUACUGAAACGUGGUAUUGGCAUUCAUCAUGGGGGUUUGCUACCUUUGUUAAAGGAAAUAACAGAAAUAUUAUUUUCGGAGAAUUUAAUUAAGUGUCUCUUCGCUACUGAAACCUUCGCUAUGGGUUUGAAUAUGCCAGCCAGAACGGUCUUGUUUACAUCAGCACGGAAAUACGAUGGAAAAUCUUAUCGUUGGAUAACCUCUGGUGAAUAUAUCCAAAUGUCUGGUCGUGCUGGUCGUCGUGGUAAAGAUGUCAGCGGCACGGUAAUCCUAAUGGUUGAUGAAUCGUUGAGCAGUGAAGUAGCCCAUCGGAUAAUGAUGGGUCCAGCGCCACCACUCAAUUCAGCCUUUCAUAUCACGUAUAAUAUGCUGUUGAAUUUACUGCGUGUCGAAGAAAUCAAUCCUGAAUUUAUGAUGGAGAAAAGUUUUUGUCAAUUUCAAAAUUAUGCCAGUCUACCGGAAAUAUCUCAAGAAUUGACUGAACUACGCACAAUGUAUGAAUCGAUGGCUGUCGAAGAUGAAGAGUCCGUUGAAUCCUACCAUCAGAUUAAAUCGUGUUUAAAUGAUUUAGUUUCACAACAAUGGCAGUAUAUACGACGUCCACAGUAUAUUGUACCGUUUCUGCAACCAGGACGUCUUGUUAAAGUUACUGUUGACUCCGUUUCGUAUGGAUGGGGUGUAGCGAUCAAUUUAAAGAAACGUCAGUGUAUCGAUCGAUCAUCGAGACCUGAUUCCUUUUAUAUCUUGGACUGUUUAUUAUGCUGCGGCUCGAAACAAGAGAAAAGUGAUCCAAUUUCUACAAAACCUGAAGAAGGCCUGAAUUCACAAACUGCCAAUGCGAGUGUCAAUGAUGGCAGUAAUUCAGAAAAACCCGGUGAUGGGAACACUGAUACAUCAGGAAUGGCGCCUGGUAGUAGUAGCAGUGCUGAUAUUCAAUCAACAUCCCCUGAGAUAAUCCCAAUCAAGUUGGAUUGUAUUGUUGGCAUUAGUGCUAUCCGCUUAGUCCUGCCAAAUGAUCUCCGAUUGAAACAAGCUAAACAAGAGGUUUAUGGUUCAAUAAAAAAUGUUGAAGCUCUCAUGAAUGGUAAACUACCGAUGCUAGAUCCUGUGAAAGAUAUGAAUAUUACUGAUCCGAAAUUCACUGAAAUCAAUGAGAAAGUCGAUGCUUUUCAAGAACGUUUACAACAUCAUUGGUUACACGAUGAUCCUCGUCUUCCUGAAUUGCUUAAAGUCUAUGAAAAGAAAGAAGAAAUGCGUAAACGUAUGGACACGUUGACGACAACAUUGAAUAGUAAGGUUUCAUUGAUCCAACUGGAAGAAUUAUCUGCACGUAAACGUAUACUGAGACGAUUGAAUUUUGUAUCUGAACAUGAUGUAGUUCAAUUAAAAGGUUUUGUAGCCUGUGAAAUCACAUCAGCUGAUGAAUUGCUGUUAACUGAACUGCUCUUCGAUGGAGUAUUUAAUCGGUUGUCAGCUGAGCAUACAGCAGCACUACUCUCGUGUUUUGUAGUCAGUGAGAGAACUGGAAAAGUGCCGACAUUGACUAAAGAAUUAGCUGAUGCAUUGCAUACAUUACAAGAUACAGCUAGACAUAUCGCUCGUGUUAGUAAUGAAUGUCGUCUGACAAUCGAUGAAGAGAACUAUGUCGAUUCAUUUAAACCGCAUUUUAUGGAUCUUGUUGAUUCUUGGGCAAAAGGCGCGACAUUCUCUGAAAUUUGUAUUAUGACAGAUCAAUUCGAAGGGACAAUUAUUCGUACACUGAGGAUGCUUGAAGAGCUGUUGAGACAAAUGGCUAAUGCUUCUCGGACGAUUGGCAGCACGGCUCUAGAGAAGAAGUUUCUUGAAGCUAUUGAAAAGAUCAAACGAGAUAUCGUUUUUGCCGCCAGCCUUUAUCUUUAAUGUUGUAAAAAACCCCCAGGAAAACCCCCUCUAGCCACAAAGUUCAAAUAUUCUCUCCUAUUUUUACAGUCUUGUUGUUAUGUUAUGUUCUGAGAAAUAAAAAAUAAACCUGUUACUGAUAAAUACAAAACAAACAAAAUCACCUUCUAAUAUUCAAU